CCUUUCUUGGUUCACAGAACACCAAUGGCGUCGACCACGGCCUUCAAGGACAGAAAUCUCAUCGCUGUCAUAGGAGAUGAGGACUCGAUAACGGGACUGCUUCUUGCAGGCGUCGGCCACAUCAACGAGCACCAGAGGAAGAACUUCCUCGUCGUAGAUUCUAGUGAGGUCUUUGGCGUAUUCUACAUCAUCUCACACUCACGAACGAGUCCAGAAACACAAAUAUCGGGGAUCGAAGCUGCGUUCCAGGAGUUCACCCAACGGAAGGAUAUUGCAAUUGUCCUCAUCAACCAGCAUAUAGCAGAGAAGAUACGACCGACAGUAGACCGCUACCAAGAAGCAUUCCCUACGUUGCUCGAGAUACCCUCCAAGGAUCAUCCAUACGACCCUUCGAAAGAUUCGGUAUUGAAGCGCGUUCAGAAGCUUUUCGGCGAGUAGAGAGUGUAUGCCUUGUUACACUACUCACAUCGCUAGGGUUGAAUGUCCAUGUGUACCAUAUAAUACAGAUGUACAUGGCAAGCAGAGUCUACUAUGCCUAGAGAAUGGAUGUUCUUCUCCCCUACCUUCGAAUUGAGUAUUAGGGUGUAGCAAUUCAUGCCGAAGUGAACCGCAUGAUGGGCUCAUUCUCCCGGACACCUGGUGCUCGUUCAACGAAUACCCUCACUGGAUUCCGGGUUUCGGAAU
This is a messenger RNA of Suillus plorans, 684 nucleotides long. Its product is annotated as ATPase, V1 complex, subunit F. Lineage: Eukaryota; Fungi; Basidiomycota; Agaricomycetes; Boletales; Suillaceae. The transcript is spliced from 4 exons. The record is from RefSeq and is a predicted model, not a curated record. Bases 25 to 438 code for a protein of 137 amino acids. Gene Ontology annotation, biological process: proton transmembrane transport. Gene Ontology annotation, molecular function: proton-transporting ATPase activity, rotational mechanism. Gene Ontology annotation, cellular component: proton-transporting V-type ATPase, V1 domain; fungal-type vacuole membrane.